Molecule: messenger RNA, 1493 nt
Organism: Prosopis cineraria
Lineage: Eukaryota; Viridiplantae; Streptophyta; Magnoliopsida; Fabales; Fabaceae
Exons: 3
Coding region: 259-1230 (323 amino acids)
Biological process (GO): protein folding
Cellular component (GO): chloroplast
Molecular function (GO): protein-folding chaperone binding; protein homodimerization activity; adenyl-nucleotide exchange factor activity
Source: RefSeq, a predicted model, not a curated record
UUGAAGGCCCACCGCAACAAGCCCCCUCUCUACUGAGUCCCGAGUGUUUCCAGGUCUCUGGCCAAUCCCUCUGCAAAAAUUCUGGGGGAAGCCCUUCCAUUCCUUCUCAGACAAACGCGUUGCACCUACUGAGUAGGGAGCGAGAAUUAAAUAAGGGCAAGGAAAGAUAGCAAAAUCCAUUUUUGUAUGUAUAGUUGAGGGUUUUCUUUCUAGCUUCCCACAGUUAUUCCAUUGCUUAUUGGCCCUAUAGCCUUUUCAAUGGCUGCCUUUGUUACCAAUCAAUCUCUCUUGGCUUCCAGUCCUUGUUCUGCAUCCUUGUUGUCAAAUCCCUUGAAAACCCUAGAACCCAACAUCAGACUUUUAUCUCUUCCCUAUCCAUCCCUUCGUCGCCCUAUUUAUGCGUGCAGGCCUAUGUUAGGGUUUUCAAGCCAGUAUGUCCCAUUUUCCUAUGGUAGCCGAGGAAUUAUCUUCAAGCCUUACUUCGCCGCCGGAGAUUCUAGUCCAAAUACAGAUGAUGAAAAUGAGAACACUCAGAAUGAUAUGAAAUUGACAGAUAAUGAAGAAGAUAAAGUUUCCCCAUCCAGCUUCAUGGCUCUCAUCGAAGCAUACAAGGAAGCAAGCCUUGAUGGAGAUAAAAUAACUGCAUCUCGUGUUGAGAUGAGGAUAAAAUUAAUGGCAAAUCAAAAGAAUGAACUGAUUCAAUUAGUGUCGACUCUAUCAGCUGAGAAAGUUGCUUCAAGAGAGAAAUGUCUUCGUUGGCAAGCAGACUUUGAUAAUUUUAGGAAAAGAUUUGAGAAAGAAAAGCAUAACAUACAGUCCAAUGCCCAAGUAGAAGUCAUUGAAAAACUUUUGUUGAUGGUGGACAGUUUUGAUAGAACCAAACAACAAAUCAAACCAGCAACAGAUAAAGAGAAAAAGAUUGAUGCUAGUUAUCAAGGUAUAUACAAGCAAUUUGUUGAGAUUUUGAGGAGUCAUCAUGUGGCUGUGGUAGCAACAGUGGGCAAGCAUUUUGAUCCCUUGGUACAUGAAGCCAUAGCACGUGAGGAGUCCCAAGAGUGCAAAGAGGGAAUCAUCAUUCAAGAAUCCAGACGUGGCUUUUUGCUUAGAGAUCGGCUUUUAAGGCCAGCACUGGUCAAGGUUUCAUCAGGGCCUGGCAACAAGAAAGCUACAGUGACUCCUGACAACUCCAAGGAACAGCCAGCAGCAGCAGCUGGAAUAGAUGAUAGAUAAUUCCUUCAAAAUGAUCGCUCCUUUUUGCAGUAAAUUACUUCCAUCUGCCAACCUCGUAUUAUAGUAAUGUCAUCCAACUGGAAUUGCUUCAGUUAUUUUAUCUUCUUAUAGGUUGCACCUGGUUGAUGUAAUGUACCUUACAAGUUGUCAUUUGCAAGUGCUCUGCAAUAUUUAUUUCAUUCCAGAAGCUCCUUGAAAUCAACAUUCUGGAAAUAUUCUUGUUAUAACUAAUAACUGAUAAUGCAUAUGCCACAAGUUCAUGA